Molecule: messenger RNA, 1227 nt
Organism: Saccostrea echinata
Lineage: Eukaryota; Metazoa; Mollusca; Bivalvia; Ostreida; Ostreidae
Product: arylacetamide deacetylase-like
Exons: 6
Coding region: 1-1227 (408 amino acids)
Cellular component (GO): membrane
Molecular function (GO): carboxylic ester hydrolase activity
Source: RefSeq, a predicted model, not a curated record
AUGGAUAAAUAUAAGUUCCUUUUGGUUAUUCUGUCAGCGGCCCUGGUGGGACUGGCGUACCAUCUCUACACACCUAUGCCACCGGAAGCAGAAGAACCUUACCAGCAGAUGGCGUUUCUAGCAAAAUUCAAACUUGUCAUGGGUUUUGUUUCUCUUCUAGAUGUGCUUGGAAUUGGAGAUGGUGUAUCAACUUACAGAAAAUUAAGGUCCAUCAAACCAGUUAUCGAUCCAAACGACACUGUCACAUCUGUGGAUGACACAUUUGAUGGAGUAUAUGUACGAGUAUAUAGCCCGAAAAACCAUCCGAAGGACAAACUGUUACCUGGACUGGUGUUCUACCAUGGAGGGGGUUGGGUGUUCGGAUCCAGAGAUUCCCAUGACCCAAUGAUGAGAAGAUUCGUAAGAAGGAAGCAAAUGGUUGUAGUGUCUGUUGAAUAUCGCCUGGCUCCGGAAUUUCCUUUCCCCGCCCCCAUAGACGACUGUGUAAGUGCAACAAGUCACUUCCUUCGUCACGCCAAGAAAUAUAGAACUGAUCCGAAUAGGAUUGGUGUCAUGGGAGAUAGCGCUGGAGGAAAUUUGGCGGCUGCAGUGGCACUCCGAUUGUUGGGACCUAAUUUUACCCACCUCCCAAAGAUAAAGGUUCAAGUUCUCAUAUAUCCAGCGCUACAGGCCUUUCAGUUUGCAACUCCAGCCUAUGUUAAAUACGCAGGAACUUCCGUCCCCGGUUUACUUAAUUCCGAAAGAAUGGCCGAAUUCUGGUUAAGAUACGCAUUUGGACACGAAUUCUUAACAGUAAAUCAUUUAGACCUGUUAGCUGGUAGGCAUCUUACAUCUGAAUGGCUUGCCUCAGAGGAAGCCAGACAUGUUAAUAUUCAAAAUCUACCUCAAGAAUUACGAGUCGGUGAUUUUAGUGCAACUUCAAAUACUGAAAAAAAUGUAACUCUAUCAAACUUUAUAAAGCCUGUGUUUCUUAACCCCUCGUUUGCUCCUUUGAUGGCAGACGAUCGGAGUGUAGGCCAAUUACCAAGUACUUAUAUACUGACGGCAGAAUUCGACCCACUACGUGACGAUGGUUUUUAUAUGACAAAGCGAUUACAAACAAUGAAGAAAAAAGUAGAACAUAGGCAUUUCACUGGAAUGGAUCAUGGGUUCCUAUCUAUACAGAACUAUAAAAAUAGUUUAAAAGCUGUUGAGGAAAUAUGUGAAUAUCUGAAUAAAGAAUUAUAA